CAGUAUGUAUUAGUACAAUGAGUUUGCCACUCAUUGAAUUUCUGUCAAGUAAAGACCCAUCUUGCCUUUGGGUGUGUGUGGAAAGAAAAUGGAUUUAUUUCCUGCCUUUCCUCUCAAUAACUCAAGGUGGCUAACAACAAGGGAAAACCAUAAAUCAGCAGUGUAAAACAGCUUACAAUGGCCUUCCCCCACUUGGUGCCCUCUAGAUGUCUUGGAAUACAGCUUUCAUCAACACACUUGCUGAGAUUAUAAUAAAGGAUAUAGCAGACCAUGAGAGAAGAGAUGAGAUGGGCUUCCAUUGGGAGUUCCAAAGUCUAGGUGCAGCUACAGAAAAAAGCCCUUGCCUUGUUCACAACUAAGCCUGUUUCUGGGAAUGCUGGGAACGCAGUUGCCUUUAACUGCAAAGUGAAUCUCAUUUCUCCUCUGUCCCUGGUUGGGAUACACAAGAGGGCAUCUGAAGAUAAUCUCAAAAGGUAAGUUGGCUCAUAUGUGAGGUGGCCCUUUGAAUAUCCCAGUCCUAAAUGGUUCAGGCCUUUAAAACUUCUUACCAGCACUUUUCACUAAUGUCCAGAAACAUGGGAAGCCAGUGCAGCUGCUGGACAAGGGAAUUACAUGCUCCCUAUUUGCAGCUCCUGUUAACAGCUUGGCUGCCACAUUGUUUUAUAAUUUUAAGUUUUCCAUUUUAACAAUCCAAUAAAAACCACAUUAAAACAUUCCAAAUUAUGAUACAAUAAAAAAAGCCAGAUAUUCAAUGCCAAAUUAUAUAUCUCACAUUCUGGACAAGUUAUUUCUGAGAAUACUUCAAAGGCUAUAUGUAGAGCGAACUGCGGUAAUCCAGAUGUGAUGUAACUAAGGCAUCUGUCAUUGCCAUGGCCAGAUUUGAAGGCUGUUUAUCUCCUGCCUCCAUGUUGCAAAAUAAUGCAACCACUGCUUGUAAAUGUUGCUCUUUAAGAAGCCUUUGACUGAUCUAGAAGAUGUGAGGUACAAAUACGUUUCCUUUUUCCCUGUAGCUCCUACUUCUUAAUACCCCUGUUAUUCACUUAGCUGGACGUGAAGUGUAUGUAUACUCCCAAGUCACCAGCCACUGCACAAACAUUUUAGAAAUCAACCUGUGGUGAAGGACAAAAUCUAGCAUCCCAUGUUGAUCAAGCGAUUCACAAGACUGAGUGGCAGAUGCAACUUUAGAUAGGAUGCAUCAGAAGAAAAAAUACAAUGGAAGGAAAAAAUGGGCAUCUUUUUGAAUAUAUCUGCCACUUUGGUCUUGGACACUAAGAAUCACAAGUUGGGCAAAUAUGUUUUUUGCUGAGUAAUAGUUCCAGUAUUUUAACCGAGAGGGCAGAUCCUUAGUACAGUGGUGCCUCGCAAGACGAAAUUAAUCCGUUCCGCAAGAGUCUUCGUCUAGCGGUUUUUUCGUCUUGCGAAGCAACCCUAUUAGCGGCUUAACGGAUUAGCGCUAUUAGCGGUUUAGCGGCUAUUAAAGGCUUAAAGGCUUAGGGGAUUAGCUGCUAAAAGGCUAUUAAAGGCUAUUAAAGGCUUAGCAGAUUAGAUAAAGGGGGGGGGAAGCGGAAAAAAAAUCUCUAGACUCGCAAGACAUUUUCGUCUUGCGAAGCAAGCCCAUAGGGGAAUUCGUCCUGCGAAGCAACUCCAAAACGGAAAACCCUUUCGUCUAGCGGUUUUUCCGUCUUGCGAGGCAUUCGUCUUGCGGGGCACCACUGUAUUCUCCAUCUUCUCAGAGUAUUGUGAAAGAAUGAUGUCAAUCAACAUCUGAUGAGCUCCUUCUACCGGUCCAAAAUAGAAAGUGUCCUUUCAUACUGCAUCAUGGUGUGGUACGCUGGUUUGACAUCAACUGAUAGGAAGUGCCUACUGAGGGUGGUGAAUACAGCACAAGAUAUUAUGGGCUAUCCCAUGAAUCCACUGGAUGACAUCACGGAAGAACAUUGCCUCAGGAGAGUGAGGAAAAUUCUCCGGAAUGAUUCACACCCUGGCCGGCACUUUCUUGAUCUCCUGCCUUUGAGCAGAAAAUAUAGAAACAUGAUUAGUCUCACCAACAGGGUAAAGAACAGAUUCUAUCCGUGGGAUGUUAGGCUGCUGAAUGAAAAGAUAACAACAGGGCAACUGACUUUUGGGUUUGGUGGGUGUGCGUCAAUAAACGAGGGGAAUUAAGACUAAGAGAGCUGAGUGGGGGGUGCUCGUGUAAUCUCACUGUAUACAAGUUGUAAAAGUGACAAUAAAGUAUUUCAAUUUCAAUUCUGCUUUCCUAAAUUGAGGUGGGGUUUUACAAUAAUAAAAAGUAGACCAGCAACUUAAAAUCAUAAUUUUUAUUUCAGAGAGACAGAAUACCACAGCCUACAGAGGGAUGAGGAAUUCUUGGUCCUCCAGAUGUUGGACUCCAGCUUACAUCAGCCCCAAGCAGUGUUGCCAGAGGCCAGGAAUGAUGGGAGUGUAAUCCAACAGUUGGAGGACCAAAAGUUCCCCACCCAGCCUAGUCAAAAGGCAGUAUCGCUGAAUUUCAAUGCAACUCUGGCACUACUUAUGCCAACUUUGAAACACAAUUUAAGUACAAUUAUGUUUUACGUACAAGACUCCAGCCAGAGACUCAAAGGGAUGUAUACUAUGGAGACAAGUCUGCCUAGCUACGUAUUUUUAACUUGCUGCUUUGUCCUUGACGACCUGUAGAACUCUCCAGACCGGGAAAGUAACUAUCCGCAUUAGGGUGCUUUAAAUUGGGAAACACCUCAACAGUUCUCCUCUUUGCUUCAGUCACCUAGACUAGUUAAUCCCCAUAUGGUAAUGAGCUGAGCUGAGAGUUUUCAACAUCUGCCCCCUGGAUGUGUGUGUGUAUGCGUGUGCUUGAGAGUUUCCACACUCUCUUUAGUCUUGGUCUCACCUUUCACUGACAAGAGGCCAAUGGCAGGUUAGCCAAGAACAAAUGCAGCUUUUCUUCUUUUUUUUUAAAUGAUGUUUAUUAAAAUUUCAAAGAAAAGAAAGAGAUUACAUUAAUAAGAAAAUUAACAAUAAAAAGGAAAAAUUAACAAUAAAAAGGAAAAAUACAAAAUACAAAAAAAGAAAAAACAGUUAAAAACAAUUCCAUCUUUUCAUCACUUCUCUUACAUUUACUUAUUUCCCGGACCUCCUCAUACCACCCUCUUUUGUAUUCCAAUUCAGUUUGUUAGUCCAGCAAUUCCUUUCCCUCCUUUUUAAUCCUGAUCUUUAAUCUUGAUAUAUUAUAACAUUAAAUUUUUACGUAUUAAAAACCAAUUUUUCCAUAUUCUUUUAUACCAUUACAGCUAGAAACCACUUAACUUCAAUCCGACAUCAUUCUAACAUUCAUUAAUUUUACAAUAUUUCUGUAAGUAGUCUUUAAAUUUCUUCCAAUCUUCUUCCACCGACUCAAAUGCAGCUUUUCAGGCCCCAAAAGACUAACUACCUCUGGGACUUACGGGUUAGCACCAUCGGCGAAUGGCGGAGUUCCUCCGACCGGAGGAACUGGCUCCGUGGAAACUGGGUCUUCCCGCCGCGGUGAAUGUGGGGACCUGCUAGAAAUCCCAGGUGGAGGAAGCCUGGGAACGUGGGGUUCGGCAGGGCACCAGGAGCGCCCCCCCUACUCACGGGGAACCCCUUUUUGGGAUUCCGGAGUGAAGUGGGGUGAGCAGCGCGGUGCUGCGAACUGACUGCUACUUUCACGGAGUGAAGCCGCACAGCCAUCGCCGGAGAGCGCUGACUUUUUCCUGUGGACAACUGGACUUAAAACAAGUACCCGUGAGUAGAAACAGAAAAUUGGAUCAAGAAAUAUCUUAAUUUGAUAUCGAAGCGGGAAGGUUCAAAACAGGAAGUCCGCCUUCCGCUUUUUGUAUAUAGACUAAAGCAAAAACCUUGUAAGCUAAAGCCUGGAAAGUCAUUAAAAAAGCCUAAAUUUCCUUCAUUUAUAACUACUGAAACCCCCUUGGAAGCAGGAGAAAAGGGGGGGGACUUUGUGUAACGCCUGCAGGAGAGGGAGUGAAGAAAGAUAAGUUUCCACCGUCUCUAACCUGGGAACGGGGUGUCAGAGACAGAAAUUGUUGGAGAGGUUCAUUGACUGUGAAUGGAAUACUUUGACAGAUAGCUGAAGAAGAGAAAUAAACUGAUUCCAAUGUUGCCUUUUGCAUUCUAAAGAAACAAAAUAUCUGAAAAAUGAAAGUAAUUUUCCUUUGUUGGAUUUGCCUUAAAAAAAAGAUGGAUACAAAUAGAAAUUGUCUCCUCUAGAGGGAGCCUGCUAAAUUGUUGCUGCAGUCUACUUGAGGAUUCCACAGCUGUGAGAUUAAGAUCGUGGGAUUAGUCCUUUUGACCUUGACUAAAUAUGAGCUGGAAGGAAGUUUUGGUGCUUGCUUUAUGCAAGACAAGUGCUUUGUUGGAACAGAUGCAUGAGAAGAUGGAUUUGAUGAAUGAGAAAAUGGAUUUGAUGACUGUUGUGGCCAAUAACUGUGGACAAAUAGUGAAUUGUGAUACAGAAACCAUCCAGGAUCCAACUCAGGAACCUGUAUUGAUUGGGCAAGUGCAGAGGAUAAUGGAGGAGGCUGCGGUUGCACCUCAAAUAAUACAAAUGGAGAGGCCCAAGGCCCUACAGGAGCAUAAGCCGCUGUUUUUGAAGAUUGAAGUUGGAGUCGGCCAGGGGGAGUCUGGAGCUGAGGAGGCUUUUAACUUUGGAGAGACUUCGAAAUAUGCUCGUAAAUAUUUUUUGGAUUAUAUUGAUGACUGUGGGGAGUGGGACUGUGGGGAAUGGGUUGGUUUGAUGAAGGGAGACGGAGAUAACUCUGGGUUGGAACCCCCCAGAGACCUACUCCUCAAUGAGAAAGGAAAGAAAUUAAGAAAGAGACCAACAAAAGACAAGGAAAAGUGCAAGUAUAAACAAGAAGAAGAAGAUCUGCAGAAGGGACAUGGAAGAGACUUAAGGGCCUCGGACAUAAGACUUCCAGGUUGAUGGACUAGAUGGAAUGGACAGUAAGGACUGACACGACCCGAGACCAGGAAGAAGAGACGUUGGAUGAAGAUUGGAAGAAAAUUUAUAAAGAAAAUUUUUUAUUUAGGGAAUUAGCCUAAAAUUAAUGAAUAUUAGGGAAAAUGUUGGAAUGAAACUAUAUGACUUUAGCAGAAAUGAUAUCAGGAGUUAAGUAUAACUGAGUAUUAAGUUUUAAGCUUUAAGGUAUUUUAUGGUAAGAUAAGGUUAAAUAAAUUAAGGUAAUUUGAAUAACAGAAUAUGGGGAAAGAUGGAAAUGAUCUGCCGAGUUAAUUAAUAGGUUAAAUUGUUAAGAUAAAUUAUUUAAUAAAAAUUGAGAAAGAUGGAAAGAAUUUGCUGAAAUAACUAACUAAACUAGAAUACAAAAAGGGAGGUGUGAGGAGGUCAACGAAACAAGCAAAUGGAAGUUAAAGAUAUGUAAUAUGGGAUUUGUGUCUUUUUUUCUCUUUUUUAUUUUCUUUUUUGCUGUAUCGUUGUAUUGGUUUUUAUGUUUUGCGUUUUUUCCUCUUUUUAUGUAUUGCAGUGUUGUUUUUUAUUUUUUUUCCUGUAAUUCUGAAAUUAUUAAUAAAUAUUAUUAAAAAAAAAAAAAAAGACUAGCUACCUCUGUCCAAGGAAGGGACAGAACAUUUCCUGUCAAGUUAUUCUACUCCUCAGGUUCAAUUUAGUCCAGUCACUAGGGAGGGAAAUGUUCAGAGCUCUGCUACUAAGACUUGCGAUGGUAGAGGCAGGCAGUGAGCAGUUGUGAUUGGGCUUAAUUCCACCCAACAGCAUUAAAAACAUCUUGUACAUGCAAAGGUAGAAGAAAGGUUGUAUACAACUGCUACUCUCUACCUAAGUUAGCCAUGUACAGUGGUACCUCGGGUUACAUACGCUUCAGGUUACAUACACUUCAGGUUACAGACUCUGCUAACCCAGAAGUACCUCGGGUUAAGAACUUUGCUUCAGGAUGAGAACAGAAAUCAUGCUCCGGCAGCGCGGCGGCAGCAGGAGACCCCAUUAGCUAAAGUAGUGCUUCAGGUUAAGAACGGUUUCAGGUUAAGAACAGACCUCCGGAACGAAUUAAGUACUUAAUCCGAGGUACCACUGUAUAUUAAUUUCAGUGGGUCUACUCCAAGUAUGACCAGUGUUGGAUACAAUCAUAUAUCAAUAUGUAUAUAUAUUUUAAUGUAUCACACCUUAAGUAAAACUAAUGUGUCCUUUUUGUUGACUAUUUCUGAUGAUUUCAAAUAAUCUUCUAAUGGAGGAUGUGUGUGCAUGUGGUCCCAGAUAAUAUCCACCUUUCUGAAUUUCAGAGCCCCCUUUAUAUGCCAAGGAUGCAGAUUAGCUGGAGUUGGGUUCUAUCCCCAAAAUAUCAGGAGCUCAUGAAAAAAUUCUGUAUAGGCAAUACGUAAUAGUCUGGUUAGCCAUUAACUCUUCUCUGUCUUUGCAGAUAAGGUCCAACACAGUUGUCAUUGGUAGGACUUUGGGCAGAGACGAGACGGUAAAAUGUUCUAUUUUUAGAUGGGUUGUGAAUUGUAUUGUGGUUGGAAAAGGAAGAUUAGCAUCAAAUUGCAAAGCAUUUCUUUCUAAAAUGGGCUCCACGGAUCAGAAAUAACAAUGUGUGGUGCAAGCUGUAUUUGUCAGCAGUUUAAAGUAUAUGAAGGGUCAACAAUGAGGUAACUAACUUACUGCAGUUAUUUUUUUGAAACUUUGAGGGAAUUUCCUAAGAGAAGGGUGGUGGUGAUAUUAGGGAUUAUGCUGAUGUUGGACCAAGCCUGUUUUAGCCUAUCUGUUCUUGUCAACAGAUUGUGGGUGUUGGUACCUUAAUCCUGCCGUAACUCUUUAGCUAAGACUAAGUCCUGAUGGCACGAACCAGACUUUGCCUCUGACUCCCAAGCUGUCCUAAAAUUUAGGGAAAUAGGCUUGUACCCAAUGUUAGUUCUACACAAAGUAGACCCAUUGAACUAAUGGACAUAACUAAUUUAAGUCCACAAAUUUCAACAGGUUUACUCUGAGUAGAACAAACAUUGGAUAGAACCCAGAAGAUGCCAUAUACCAAGUCAGACCUAUUGGUCCAUCUAGGUCAGUAUUGUCUACAGCAGCUCUCCAAUGUUUCAGGCAGGUGACAUUCCCAAACCAAUCUGGAAAUGCUGAGCAUCGAACCUGGGACUUUAUGCAUCCAAAAUAGAUGCUCUACCACAGUGCUAUAACCCGUCUCCAAAUCUGCAUCUCCGAUUUGGGAUGGAGCUUUGGUUUUCCACACCAGGCCAAUGAAUUCUACCUGAAAGCCUAUGGCAGUACAUGAAAGCAACAGCUGCACACCACCCCAACAUUCCACAAAAAUGGGGAUGUGAUUGCAACAUCUCACUUUCUACACUAAAAUUAUUGCCUAGGCUUCUCCCUUGAAUGCCAUGUUACAGAAAGUGGUUCUCUGCCUGCUGUAUUGGUUUACUUGGAAAAAACGCCUUACUGUAGCAUUCAGAUUACACAUGGGUUAGUGUUAGGGUAAGGAGAAAUUUGAUUCAGAUCAUAUUUAAAUAUGACUCUACCAAAUCUGCACAGCAGAAAUAAAACAGAGCCAUCCUCUGAAAUACACACCUAUUCAAAUUUUGUAAUGUACGUCACCAACCAACCAAUGUUUAUAAAAAUGCCUUUAUUAGAGGAAACUGCAUUAAAAUGGAUAUGUUUAGGAGAAUUUUGCACUAAAAUGAUACCAGUUUCAUGAGGAUUUCUUUCUUUCUUUAGCAAAUUGCUGCGGAAAUGUGGAAACCGAAUUUAAGAUGGGAAAAAUGUGGAACUGACAGAUCCUUCCAUCCCUACUUAUGUGCAAACAAUCAUACAAACAAGCAAGGGAGAAUCGGCUAAGCCCCACCCUUUCCAAAGCAUGACCAUCAUCCAUCCUAUUUACAGCUCUGCAGUAUAAGGGCAAAGGUCCAAAAUGCAAUCAGGGCCCCUCUAUGAGUAAAGGAGACAUUCUGUCACAGACCUUUGCCCUGAAAUUCAUAGAGGGCUGUAAACUUGAUGGUGAUAUGCCAGAGGACACACACGUUCCUUGUCCAUUUGAAUGCCCUCAAAUGGUUCCUGUCUUCCAUGGAUUUAAAAGCUCAGCAAGUGAGAUGUUCUUUUGGUCAAGCAAAGAAAAACAGACCUGCUGGUUCAGACCAAAGGCUAUUCUGUUCCCACAAUGGCCAGUUUUUGGGAAGCCAAUAACCAACAUAUAAGUGAAAAGCCCUCUCACAAUUGCGGGGGGAGGGGGGAGCAUAACUGUCCUAUGCUCCCAACAAUUCGCAAUGUACCUCUGAAGCUGUAAUAAACUGGUUUGGACACAAUAUUAAACCAUGAACAAGCCUGUUCUUAUCUCCCUCCUCCAGAGUGACUUCGAGGAAGCAGUCAAGGUAUCUACUAAUGUUUUCAACUGAGUGCACUUUAUUUUGUCUAACUGGGUCCAACUGUGGUUAGUUUUAAUGAAGAUUUAGCUGAAACAAGUAGGACCAGAAAUCACAUUUUGUUACAACAAACCAGUGUACAUUAAUCAUUUUGUCCUGGUUCGGAUGAAAGGACAAAAUGUGGUUAGUUGAAAAUAGAGAUGUUCCAGCUCUCUUCCUUGAAGCACUGAAAGGGAAGUGGAAUACACAAGUCUAAGUGUCAGUCACAUUAUGUUUGUUUAGUAUUAGGGCUGCUCAGUUUCUAUGUAUAAUAGCAGGCUGUGCACACACAUGCAUUUUAUGUAUAACAGUGCAGAAGUGGGGAAUCUGCAGUCAGUCCUCCAGCUGUUGGGGCUCCAGUUCUGAUCAGCCCCAGCAGUCUCAUCAACAUUUGGAGGGCCAAAUGUCCCCCUCCCUGGCCCAUGCCAGAGACAAGAUGCACACCCUCACAAAGACUUAAGUGAGUCAAAUCCUGCACCCAAGUCUAGCAGCUCUUACAAUCAGCAUUUUAACAAUGAAUUGUCCAAAGGGCAAAAACUAGGACCAGAAUUUCUGGAAGCAGAAGUAUAGGUUGUCUUUGGGUAACAGGACUUGUUGGUUAUGGAACUUCCCCAGUUCCAUAUGGUUGUAUGCUAAUUUUGUGCUGAUGCAGCCCUCUGCAUUGUUUCAGCUGUCAAUUGCUUGUAUUUGUAUUUGAUUGCUUUUAAUUUGUGAACUGCCCAGUGGAGAAUGAUUAACUGGAUGGUAUAUACCCCCCCCCCCAUAAAAAUAUGUUGCCCUGAGCUCCUUGGAGGGAAGGAUAUAAACAUAAGACUGAAGUCCUUUACGCACUUCCUGGGAGUAAAGCUUAUUGAAUGAAGAACAGCAAUUGCAGAACACAGCAGCUUCCCAGGUGUCUAUGCAAAGCUCCAGAAGCAGGAUGGGACCAUAACAGCACUCUCCCACUUGUGAAUGCCAACAACAAAUAUUCAGAAGCACGGAUACAAGAGGUAACACACAGCCAUGACAAUGCAGCCAUCGACAGCUUUAUUGUCCAUAAAUUUGUAUAAUCCUCUUUCAAAGCCAUCUAAGUUGGUGGUUGUCACUAAAUGUUGCGGGAGCCAAUUCCAUCGUUUUAACAAUGUGCUGUAUGAAGAAUUGCUUCCUUCUGCCAGUCCUAAAUGGCUCUCAGUUCUAGUAUUAAGAGAAGAACACCAUAUCCUUCUCCACUAAAAACCAGUAACAGGGAAAAUACACAGUUUACUCUCCCUCUUGCCUUUUAUUCUUAAGGCUCUUGGUGGCUAGGUUCUACCUGAGUAUGUCUCUCCAUGUCAGGGACUGGGAAUCGCAAGUUGGGAGUGUUAUUCCGUGCGCAGGUCCUCCUGACGGGCUUCCCCAUAUGCGCCACAGGACCACUGUGGCGCAGUCAGGACCUGGGUUCAAAUCCCCACCUGGUCGGGCUACCUCAGGCCAGCCUACCUCGCAGGGUUGUCUGUGAGGGUCACUGCGCCACCUUGAGCUCCUUGGGAUAACAAAGGCGGGGUCUUAAAACGAUCCGUCUGGCCAGGGCGAGAGCGGCCUUGGGCCUCCUCUUGCGUCCUCCUCCUCCUCCUAGCAACCCUGUGAGGUAGCGCGGCGGGCCGAGGGGCGCGCAGCCCGCUCGCCGGGCGAAGGGAGGCUCUGAGCGCGGGGCUCCUCGGCGGCCUCUCACAGACACCCGAGGGCGGAGGCGGGGCCUUGCUUUCUCCCCGCGCUCCUUCUCCGAAGAGCCUCCCCCGCCGGGCGCUGCCGAGGCGCGAGGCCCCUCAAGGCUCGCGGCGGAAGGCGGGCCAGGCCGGCCAGGCCCGGCCCAGUGGGAGGCGGGCUGCGAGGAGAGCCGGCCUGCCUCGCGCGCCCCAGGCGGCCCCGCCUCGCCUCAGCCAGCCUCCUCCUUCUCCGCCGACAGCUCAGCCGGCCGGCGAAGCGGCAAGGCGAGGACACGUCGCGGCCUGGGCGCCCGGGGUCAGUGCGAGAGGAAGGCGGCGGGGAGGACGGGCUGGGGCUGCUCGCGACAGGCGAGCCCGGGGCGGAGGGCCGAGCGCGGCGCCUCUCUGAGGCGAUGUGUUUCGGCGGAAGGGGCGGCGAAGGGGAUGCUGCUGCCGCCUCCGCUGUACAUCAUGGAAAAGGAGGGGACUUUCUGACCUCCCUGAUGUCAGGAGGAAGAGGGGCGGGCGGGGCGGGUUUGGGGGCCAGAUCCGCAGCCUCCCGUGGCUUGUGGAACGAUGAGCCCCGUUCGGACGUUCAGCGAAUGCGUGUCGGCGAGGGCGGGGACUCGCGGUCCGUUCUGCGGUCGCUGCGCCUGAUGUCCAGGCGGGUUCGCCAGCAAUGGGUAAAAAGGGACGGGGGGACGGGGAUGCAAAAUGUCAUGGAUUCCUGCGGGGAGUGACAGGAUGGAGAGGGACGUGUGUGUUUCUGUGGGGCGGGGAGGCCAUCGAUGCCCAUGUGGUGGCAGGGGAAGGAUGUGUGCCUGCACACGCAGAUAGACGCAGGUUUACCUGAGCCCUGCACCUGCCACCCCAGGUGUAACGGACAGGAGGAGGUUAUCAAUACCUGCCCAGCCAGCAGUGGUCUGGGGGGAGGGGGCUGCCCAGUGUCCAAGUGCCCAUAUUUUAUUUUUAUUUUUGGGAGGGAUGGUGUCAGGGGACCAUCAAAUGGAUUGCGAUUGGUUGGGUGUCAAGAAGCUGAAAGACAGCCUGGGUCCUUCCUGUAAGGUGUUCUCAAAGGCUGGGUACCAGGUAGGAGAAACCUUGGUUACAGAUGGUACAGGGAUUAGGUAGGAGGUGGCGGGUGCUGAGGAGGACAGGGUGGCCUUUAGACUAACAAGGGCAACAGUGGGUUACUGGAUCAGGGGGGCAGCAGGGCUUGGAACGUGGCAUCCGUAGCGUCAGUAAUGGCUGGGAGCAGCUGUGUGCACAACUCAUUUUGUAGCGAUGGGUGUUUAUCCAGCCCCCUCUUCUUCCUAAGGGGAAUCUGUCACAUUUGCUGUUUGUUGCUCGGCACAACCAGUAUUAUGAAACUGGAAGCAUGUGCUGAAAUGAUUGGUUAAGCUUGUGGCUUUUGUAUUUGGUAUCUGGGUGCUUAGUAGUAAAUACCCUGUGAUUAAAAGGAGAUGGGGUCACUGCCUCACAGGGACCAAAGUGUUGUUAUUUUGCUGACUAAGAAUUUGGAGCAGUGUUUGCAUGUCUAAUUCGUACCCUUCUGACAAUUUUAUGCAAGGACUAGGAUCAUUAUUCAUAUUUUUGUUUAGCUUACUGUUUUUGAUGCUGAAAGCACCAGUCUAGUUGUCACUGUCCAUAUGUGCAUUGAAACCAUUGUCUCUAUUGGAGAUUUCUGGAGAAAUAUUUUUGAACAAUUGCCUUGUGACAGGUUAGUGUGUUUUGCCAUGUGGAGGCAAAACCAUCACAAAACUGAAUAUGUGAAGGCAUCUAUAGUUCGCAACUGCAAGAAGUCAAAAUGUCUUAAUAUUAGCUUAUUUAAUUAUCAUUAUGUAUAUCCAAGACUGAAAUUUAAUGUGUUAGCAAGCGCCUAGGGUCUCUUUAAAGCAAUAAAACCUGUUCCCCACCCUGUAGUAGAGUAAAGACUGAGCAGUUAGGAUUCUGUGGCUGUAAGUAUCUUAUUUAAAUUAUCAUUUGGGGUACAUUUUCAUGUCAGUUAGGUGGGGAUUCCUACCUGUCUGCGAGUGAUGUAGUUCUUUUUAUUUUCAUUUGUAUUUUGAUUCACUUACCUAUUUUCAUUCAGUUAUAAUUUCUCUUCUGGUUCUCAGAUGUGGAGGUGUAAUUCAAAGGGAUGGUAAUAUGCCUGUCCAUGAAUUUUAGAAUGAUGCAUUUAAAAAUAAUUUAUAAAGCUGCAGAAGGGAAAGUAGUUCUGAUGCAGUUGUGGGCUCUUAGAUGUUUAGUUAGUGGUCCCACUGAAUUGCUUUGUGCUGAAGUUGCAGUCCAAAUUGUAAGUUUGAUUUGGUUUGAGAGGCUUGAUGUCAGUGUGGUUGCUGUUGGCUCAUUUGUAGCAAUUUACAAUUUUAUCUUGCUCAUUUUCUCAGAAACUGUGCUGUCUGGGGUCAUUUUUAUUCCUACGUAACCUUUUCAUUCAUUGCUAUCAAAUAAACUGUAGGUAUUUUAAACCAUAUUCUGUUUCCUGUCUUGUGUUCUUCCAGGCAGUGCAAUGUCAGCAGCAGAGCAUCAACCGACAGAGCCUUCUCCAUUGCCUAAUUUAGCCAGCUCAUCUGAAGCACUGGAAACAGAUGCAGCCAAUAAAUAUGAGGCAGUUUGCCCUCAUUGGUUUUAUUGCAAGGUAGUAGAUUCAAGAGAGAGGUGGAUUCCCUUCAGUGGACAAGAUUCAGAGAAGUUAGAAAAUGCUCAUAAAUCCAGUAAGUUGAAAUGCUGGGGAGGUGGGAGCUAUCCUUUAACACUAAGCCUUAUUAGUUAGCAAUCUUUCCCAGUAUCCUCUGUUGCAUUAGUGGUGUUCAGAGGUUUCCUACAAUAUGACUAUAUCCAAUUCUAAGUCAUCUUUCCUUGAAAAUAAUCUCUCUGACUGGCGUGGUUGCAUGGUUCACUCAAAUACUAAAUCAUCAGAUGACGACUUGAAACUGGGUUUGAAAUAUGAGCGUUUCCAGCCAGAAACCCAUUGUCAUGGCCACCCUUAUAGUACAAUCCUAUGUAUGUCACUACUCAUACAUAAGUCCCAUUGAGUUCAAUGAGAUAUACUCCCAAUGAAUUUAAUUAAUUUGAUGGCUAUUUUGCACCUAAGAUUAUAAGAAGUGCCCCACUCGGUUAGGCCAAAAAUCCCCUAGCCCAGGAUUCUGUUUUUUACAGUAGCCAAUCAGAUACACCUGGGAAGCCCAGAAAGCAGGGAAGCAUAAAAAUCAGAGGUAGCCUUCAUAAAUUUCCCCAACUCCAUAUAGUCAUUGCCAUAUGUUGUGGCAGUGCAUGCUAUAAAUUUUGUGUUGUGCAAAUAAGUACUUUUCAUUUGUCCAUCAUAAAUCUGUUGCCAAUCAAUUUCAUUGGAUGUAUCAAAGUUCUUCUGGUAUAGGACAAGGAAGAAAGCCAGUGAUUUACUAAUAUAGUGGCUUAUUAACUAAGUGACUCUGAAGACUAUGAUCUGCAGUAUAAUUGUGAAUACCAAGGGAUCAGAGGGAGUGUUUCAAAAGCAGGGAAUUAUAAAAAAUGACCUACCUUCUACAAUUGUACUUCGUUGCGAGUGUUGGUGGCUGGAAGUAAAUGUGUGAGAAAUGAGUGGAGAAAUUUAACAGCAGGUCCCUGGGGAAGGACAGGAAAAUAUGCUGGACAUACAGAAUUUAUCCACAAAUUGUUAUCAUUUUGUAAACAUUAUUUGGUAUGCUUUCAUAGCUAUUUUGUCAACUACAAAGAUGAUGCACUUGCUUUAAAGAAUAAAGCUGCAGUCUUCUGAAUUCUGCAUUAGAUACCAUAUUUUGUAGGAAGCAAAAAAAUAAAAUAAAUAGGCUACUUAUUCUUUUAGAAUCUGGUUUUAGCCCUGCUUUUCCUUUUUACAAAGUUCCGUUAAUAAUGUGUGGCUGUGGAGGUCAGGUGUCCCCUUAUCUUGGGUUUAAUUCCUGCUUUAUAGUAGUCCUUUUGUUUUGCAGGCAAGUACUGUGAUGAGCUAGUUGUUCCAACAGAGGGGGGAAGAUACGAUGUACAUCUGAAGAAGAGGUUACGCUAUGCUGUUUACUGGGAAGAAGAUGAAUCUGAAGUGAGGCGCUGCACUUGGUUUUACAAGGGGGACAAAGACAACAGAUAUAUUCCAUACCCUGAAAGCUUCAGUGAAGAGCUAGAGGUAACUGUAAAUUAUAACUGCUGCCUCCGGCAAGGACCAGGCAUACCCCGAUUGUAAUGUUUCCAUUUUUGGCAAGUCUUUUUGAUCUUGGAUAUGCCAAGUUUUGUAACUUUGCAAAACGACAUGGGAGCUCAAACUUAUAUGUAUGAUACCGGUAUCUGUAAAUUUUCACCUACAAGUCAAAUGGCCAAGGUGAUGGUGUGUGUGGAGAAAGGCUACCCCCCCCCCACCAUUCUACAUUUCUAAUCAUCUCUCCCCUCAGUUGAUAAUAAUGUCAGUUACAGCAGAAGACCUAAUUGCCUGAUGCUGUAUUUUGUUUGGCCCCCAGAUUUAUAUUGUAAGGACAUAGACAUGCAUUCUUGGUGAUUGUUCCCUCAUGGCUGCCUCACCAUCUCCCAGACAAUAAAAUACCUACAUAUUUUGCUUUUUCUCUUAAUAGUCUCGAUUGAGGUGUCCCCCCCCACCCCACCAAAGGCAUGUAUUGAGAGGCUAAUUAGGACUUUAUUGGCUUGGUUCUUCAAACUAUAGUUUUGGAACUGAUUCUAGUCAUUUAAUUUUGUAUAUUGUGCUCUCAGAAUAGUAGUCCAGUUAAAGAUGAGUAAAUAUGCAUAGGAUUGUGCUUUGAUAGAUUUUUUAAUUUUUUUUAAAGACAUAUAUUUGACUCUUUAAAGAUUUUCUUCUUCUUCUCAGGACACCUAUAUGAUCUGUGUCACCUUAGAUGAGUGGAAAAAGAAACUGGAGUCUCCGACCAGAGAAAUCAUCAUAUUGCAUAACCCAAAGGUAUAGUGAAAUUUAAAAGUUUGCUCUUUGUGCCUCUCAAGUAUUACAAGCAUCGUUUAUCUUUUAAUAAACAGUUUUGACUCUGUUUCAGGAAAUCAGGAACUUGUGAAAAGAAAAGUUCAUUUCUAGAGGGGAGAAUAGGUGAAGUGUUAUUGCCUUGUCUGUUAGAAAUUUGGAGAAAGGAGUUUCUAUAUUCUACCCAUUUUCUGGGUUUUAUGGUGUAGACAUGCAUGUGGGUUGUUUGAAGGUGUGAGAUUGAAUUAUGCCUGUGGUUUCUGAGUGUGGAGAGUAUGAUUUGAGGGAGUGUCAAAAUGGUAGGCAUGCAUAUAUUGGUAUAUGCUGAAUUGAUGUGAGUGUAUUGAUCAUGAAAAGGUGUGCUUGAGAAGAACCAAAUGGAAGGUAUUUUUAGCUGUAAUUUAUGUUGUGCUUAUUGUUGGGAAUUUAAUUGCUUAAUUAUAUGAUCAAUGGGGAUAUGGUAUUUUGCAAAUGGGAGGUGGUUUUUCUUUUGUCUAGCUGUCAAUCAUGCUGUUUUAAAAUGUGGAAUUUAUAUAUUUUUAGUUGGUUUUCAUUUGUAAUAUUUCAUUUCCUAUGUUUAAAGGGUAUUUUUAUUAGCUAUGUACUGUAUUCCACAAUGUGGCAUUUUCCUUCUAUUUUUGUAGCUAAUUUUUCUAUGUAAUGCUUAUUUUGAUGCUAAAGAAGAUGCUCUGCUUAUUUCUUAAUUGUCUCUGAUAGAAUGCGGACAUUUUCUGGCAUUCUUUGUAUUUGUCAUUGGAAAAAAAUGUUUUAAUCUAUGUUGUAAACCACUUAGAGAUUUGCGUAAAUAUGAGCAGUAGAUAAAGUUUCCAAAUAAAUAAAAUGAGUGUGCACCGGGAGAGGAGAAUGUCUGCCUCUCCUCCAGCAUUCCUGCAUGCCCAUAUUUGGGAGAUUCAUUUAAAUUAUUACCCACCUUUGAAAUUGAUUGUCUCUGCUUUGUGGUUUGUUUCUCCUACUUAUGUAGUGCUAACAUAUUUUAUUUUUGUGGUCCUUUCAAGUUGAUGGUACAUUACCACCCAGUAACAACCACUGAUGACUGGGGCGCAAGUCCCACAGAGCAAGGCCGGCCAAGAACUGUGAAGAGAGGAGUGGAAAAUAUUUCUGCUGAAAUUCCUAAUGGUAAUGACAUGCGUCCCGCGUCCCCCCCCCCCUUGCUUAUUUUAAACUUACGUGCUUUUUCUUUCUUGAUAUGAUUUUACACAGGGAUUGUUCAUUAAACAGGAUAAACAGAUGUGACUAAAAUGAUUAGAAAACUGCCUGGUACUUCUGCCCUUGCUUCAAACCAAACCAAACCAAACCCAAACUUGAACAUAAUUCUUAAAGAUGUUAUACUACUACUGAAAAGUAAAUAGGCACGUUUAUAAUACAGUGGUGCCUCGCAAGACGAAAUUAAUCCGUUCCGCGAGUCUCUUCGUCUAGCGGUUUUUUCGUCUUGCGAAGCAACCCUAUUAGUGAAUUAGCGCUAUUAGCGGUUUAGCGGCUAUUAAAGGCUUAGCGGCUUAGAAAAAGGGGGGAGCGAAAAAAAUCGCAAGACUCGCAAGACUUUUUCGUUUUGCGAAGCAAGCCCAUAGGGAAAUUCGUCUUGCGAAGCGCAUCGAAAAACGGAAAACCCUUUCGUCUAGCGGGUUUUCCGUCUUGCGAGGCAUUCGUCUUGCAGGGCACCACUGUAUAUAUAUUUUAUCUAUUAAUAUUUUUUUUUAUUUUUAAAAAAUUAGGGAAGCCAAAGCAUAAUCAAAUAUUUGAUUUAGCUCAAGUAUAGAAUCCAUAACUUUUCUUUGAAAAAUGUAAGCUUUUUUUGUGGGGGGGGGGGGCCAGGACCAAAUCUUACAUUUUGAGAGAAUGUCACUCCCGUUUGAAAAUAGUGUCUUGAUAAGUAUGCAAUUUCUAUUUAUUUCAGGGGAACCUUUGCAGAUAGACCAUUUGGUUUUUGUUGUUCAUGGAAUUGGACCUGCAUGUGAUAUUCGGUUCCGGAGUAUUGUUCAGUGCGGUAAGUCUGCAGUAUAAAAGAUACUUGUUGGUUCUGCAUCCCAGGAGGUCCACAAAAGAUGUGGGUCUGUUGUACAGACAGAGUUAUUGCGAUGUAUUUAUAACCAUUUUAUUCCAUUAUAUAUUAUUUAAUUGUAUUCCACUUUUCAGAGAGACAUUCCCAGGGCAGCUUUACAGUUAAAAUAGAAAUAGAACAAUACAGCAGAAACAGUAAAAUGAAUACAAUAAAAACAAUAGCAGUGGAAUCUAAAACUGAUGAUGUCAGAGCCCACUGGUCCAGUGAAUAUCAGCUAUUUGCUAGAGUGUAAGGCUGAAUAUAUGUUUUGUUCAUAUGACGAGGAAAUUAACUGAUGACUGUAUUUGACUAGAAAGUCACUCAGACUGAUUCUGUUUGAGAUGGAGAAGCAAGUUGUCCACAAGAUCAAUUGGCUAAUGAUUCUAAGAUUGCCAAGGAGGAUAUAUCCAAACUAAACUAGUACAGUACUUCCUCCAUAUUACAGCAGCCUUAAAUUAUAUAUAAUUCUCUUCCCAUCAACGUUGAAAUAGGAAAAUUGCAAGGCUUAGUGGGCCAAAAGAGUCUCUAGAGAAUGUCGUUUACAGAUGUUUAUUACAUAUAAGUUCUCUUUGGCACUGGGAAUUACAUUGGAAAUUGAGAUACUUUCAACAGAAACUGGUGAUGGUACUAAAAAAUAGAGUAUAGAUGCAAAAGUUCUUCAAAAUCCUUUCACCUUAGGGCACUUUAUUCUGCAACUAGUACAGCUUUGCUUGAUCUUGCUUUGUAAUCAAGAUGGAUGCAAAAGUUGCAUAAAACACAAAUGUAGUUUACAGAUGUAACAAAUCACUGGGGCUUACUGUGUCCUAGGUUGCUUCUGCACUAGGGGUUUUUCUAGAAUUGCCAACCUUUGCUCGCUUUCUUUUUAUGAGAAAUCCAGUUGUCAUCAUUGCAAAAAUGCUGAAUUCUUGUGUUUUCUGCAUUACCCAUUGUGUGUUUGCAGACUUGAUGUGUGGCUUUUAUUUUUCUUCAAUAAAAUACAGUUGCAGUGCCAGCCUGUUUGGUGUGAACAGGCUACACACCGUUGAGGCUUUUUAGGUUUAUUAUAUAUUUAAUAAUAAUUUAAUAUGACCAAGAUUCGAUUGCUGCUGUUUUGUUGUAUUCAUUUUACUGUCUUGCUGUAUUAUUGUAUUUCUAUUUUAACUGUAAACUGCCUUGGGAAUGUCUUGCUUGCCCCUUAUGGUUCCAGCAGUCUCUUCCCUGUAACAGGACUUGCCUAGCAGCAGCUCCUCCUUGGUCAUGAUGAAGGACACUGCAGUGCUUAAAUGGCUUAACCCAGGCAGGUUACAACAGUGUAAAACUACAGUAUUAAAAUUGGUUAAAACAAUUUAGAAUCCAAAUAGGGUGGGUCCUAAACCAUAUAAUUUUGGGUGUCAGAGACCAGGGUAAAAAGGUGCAUCUUCAUAUGAUUCAAUAUGCAACAAAACUAGUUUUAGGAAAACAAGAGAGUAUAUUUUUUCAGAAGUUAACCUUGGGUGCAAAGCUGUCUGUCAAUGUUUGGUUUCCAGUUCAUCUUGGUUUGCAAUAUAAGAUGGGUAAAAUGCUUCUUGGAAGGGCUAUAUCUCAAAAAGUAUGAAGUUACCCUGUUACAAUUACAGGCCAGUGCUAUGAUUCCCAAAUGCUAUGCUCCAUGAGCUUUGUAAGCUGAUUGCAGUAUAUGUAGAAACACGAAAUCAGGAAAUGGAUUAACACACUGAGUUUCCACAUGUGAACUGUUGAAUUAAAUAUGUAUAAACUUAAUAAGUUCCUUGGGUACAUAUCAGAUGAGAUGCUGUGACAUCCAUGAUCAGAUCUCCCCUCCUUCAUCUUCUUUUUCUAAAGAUAGAAGCCCUGACAUGAGGUUGGGCCUGAGGGGUUGGGGGGUUAGCCCCUUUCUCUUUUUCUGCUUUCCCAAUCUGAAUCCCCUUCCUAGCUGCUAUUUGACCCACUGAUAGGGGGAUGUACAAGUAUAAUAUGAUAUUUGUGUAUCUUCCUUCUCCUCAGUCAAAUAGCAGCUUUGGGGUGCAGUCCAGAUUUGGAAAACAGAGCAGGGGGAAUUUAUUAAAUACUCCUUCCUUCUUUUCCACCCACCCCUGCCCCCCACAAUGGAUGUUCCUAUUUUGGAAAAACGUGGGAGAUCUGUUUAUCCAUAUCCCAUCAUUACAUCUAGUCGGGCCCUCAAUGUGGGGUGGUUGCUCUGUGCCUUGAUGCAGAAUUGAUUUUUUUUCUUACAGUCAAUGACUUCCGCAAUGUUUCAUUGAGUAUGCUGCCUGCCCACUUCAAGAACGCUCAGGAGCAGCAACAGAUUGGCCGAGUAGAAUUCCUCCCAGUGAACUGGCACAGUACUUUACAUACUGGAGUAGAUGUGUAAGUGAACCAAGAGUGUUCCCAGCAAGCCUGCCAGUCAUUGUAUGCUGACAGCCUAGAGUUUGCCAAAGUACAAGAGAUCUGGAGGGUGGCAGCACAAGAACAGGCCUUUUCUGCAGUGACUCCCCAACUGUGGAAUGCUCUCCCCAUUCAUUGCAUAUAUUUAGGUGCCAGGCAAAAACAUUCCUCUUCUUCCAGGCCUUUGGCUAAUUAAACAAUCCAUGGCCUUUUAAACUGUUGGGGGCGGUUAUUGUUUUUUUGUUUGUUACUAUGUUACAGUGGUGCCCCGCAAGACGAAUGCCUCGCAAGACGGAAAACUCGCUAGACGAAAGAGUUUUCCGUUUUGGAGGUGCCUCGCAAAACGAAUCUGCUAUGGGCUUGCUUCGCAAGACGAAAAUGUCUUGCGAGUUCCUGGGUGGUUUUUGUCCCUGUCCCCCUCUUAUUCUAAGUCGCUAAGCCGCUUAUCUGCUUAUCCGAUAAGCUGAUAAGCUGCUAAAAGCCGCUAAAAGCCGCUAAAAGCCGCUAAAAGCCGCUAAUAGCGCUAAUCCGCUAAUCCCAUCAAUGGGCUUGCUUCGCAAGACGAAAAAACCGCUAGACGAAGAGACUCCCAGAACGGAUUCUUUUCGUCUUGCGAGGCACCACUGUAUUUAUUUUUGUGUUUUUAUAUUGCAAACCACCCUGUAAUCUUUGGGUGAAGGGCAGUAUAGAGAUUUAUUAAAUAAUGAUAAUACUCCUAUUUCCUACAGGGUGUGAGCUGCCAUGCCUGGUAAUAAUGACAAAGCAGUGGAGACAGAAAGGGAAGUGCAUGUUAUGGACUUUGGGCAUACCCUAAUCCUGUUCAGCGUGUCCAAAAAUGGUGUUUUAAGUUGGCUGUUGCUACUUUGCUCUAGAACAGCCUUGCAAAUAAGGAAUCAGAAGAUAGUUGCCCCCUAUUCAAAUUUUUUACAUGCCCAGUGCCGCUCCCACAAUCUCCUAGAUCAAUCUCUGUAUUGGCAAUGGUUAUGGAGGCACUUGCAUUUAUUUUCAGCAAAUGAGUGCCUAAUUACAACCCUCCUGUAGUAAAUUAGCACCGGAACAAGGGAGUUGUUUGUAACUUUUUGCUUGAAGGAUCCAGCAAAUCCUCUUUGGUAAACUUUUUGCCAAGUAUUUCAUCUCCCACUCCUGCUUUAAUCCUCUGGAGAAAUAGAGCUGCUUUCAAAAACCCUGUUCUGCCUGGAGGAUGGAAACAAAACACUACACCUUAUAAUCAGGUCUUGCAAUCUGUCUGCCUACCUGUCCCAUGCAUAUGCUUAAUGAAGGGUUAAUUGGAAAACUGGGCAGCUCCCCAGGCUUCUUUGUUCUAGUAUUAGACAGCCUGUAUUGGGAAACAUUGCUUCAAAAUAGGGACCGGGAAGCCCCCAGCCCGGGGGCUGAAUGGGGCCUCUCUGACCUCUCUGACCUUGGAACUCUCUUCGGUUAGAGACCCUUUCUCCAGGCCACACCAUGCUUUUGCACCAUCCAUGAGUGCUUAUGCUGGCUGUUUGCCGUAAUAAAAAUUGAUUGAUUGAUUGCUUUUGCCUGGGUAGACUAUAUUUUUGAACUCUGAAAAUGUUUCUUGCUUGCCUGGAUGGAGGAUAGAGAGGGAUGUGUAGAAAUUAGCCUACUGUACAAAAAGUAGAAUUCACACUUGUUGCUCUUCCCACUUUUGCCUCUGGCCUUGCCCACAACUAGCUAUGUGCUCUGACAUAGCUCAGUCUGUAGAGCAGGAGAUUCUUAAUCUCAGGGUCGUGCGUUCAAGCCCCAUGUUGGGCAAAAGAUGCCUGCAUUGCAAGGGGUUGGACUAGAUGACCCUAGUGGUCCCUUCCAACUCUAUACAGUGGUGCCCCGCAAGAUGAAUGCCUCGCAAGACGGAAAACCCGCUAGACGAAAGGGUUUUCCCUUUUUGAGUUGCUUCGCAGGACGAAUUUCCCUAUGGGCUUGCUUCGCAAGACGAAAAUGUCUUGCGAGUCUUGAGAUUUUUUCGCUCCCCCCCCUUUUUCUAAGCCGCUAAGCCGCUAAUAGCCUUUUAGCAGCUAAGCCGCUAAGCCGCUAAGCCUUUAAUAGCCGCUAAACCGCUAAUAGCGCUAAUCCGCUAAGCCGCUAAUAGGGUUGCUUCGCAAGACGAAAAAACCGCUAGACGAAGACACUCGCGGAACGGAUUAAUUUCAUCUUGCGAGGCACCACUGUACUUCUAUACUCUAUACUCCCUGGAAGAAUGUGAACCUUGGGCUGGGAAAGGUUCCCUACACUGCUUUAGAAUACAGUGAUGCAAAGGAAGGUCUUUCAAAGAUCCUUUCCAUCUUACUUUCAUUGACAUUGUGUUUGCUGAGGAUUUUAACAUCAGGUUAGUUGUAGCCCAGUCUUGUGUCCUGGCAAUCCACUGAAUUCAACGGGGCUUGCUUCUGAGUGAGCAAGUGUAGCCACUGGAGUACAGAGUGCAGUACUUGGAUUUGUACUGUUCACAGGCAAACUUUAUUUUUAUCUGGUUUCUAAGAUCAGGUAUCUGUGUAGGAUAACAAAGCUUCAGUGGAGGCCAAGAACAUCUGGAAGGCUACAUGCCCUUCUCUGUUUUGUUUACAGAGACUUGGAGAGAAUCACCUUGCCAAGCAUCAAUCGCCUGCGUCAUUUCAUCAAUGACACCAUCCUAGAUGUUUUCUUCUAUAAUAGCUCCACCUACUGCCAGACCAUUGUGGACACAGUUGCUUCAGAAAUGAACCGUAUCUACUUGCUCUUCUUGGAGAGGAACCCUGAUUUUAAAGGGGGAGUCUCAAUAGCAGGUCACAGCUUAGGUAUAUAUACCUUUCUCUUAUUUUGAUGCAUGCAGACAUGUUUAUUUAUUUAUUAUAUUAUUAUCAUCAUCGCAUCCUUCCUCACAGAGGUGUUCUUUCUGUGGGACCUGACCAGGUCACCUAUCCCUGAACAACGUAAAGGUAUAUGGUCAAAAUUCCCUUUUCCCAUUUCCUUUUCUAGUACCUUAAUUGAAUGGAGACAUUUGUGUCUUGGAAUACAACAUGUUUUGUAUCCUUGUAACCUGUUACUCCAUUUCCCCCCAGUCCUAUAGUUUCAGAGCAUAAGGUUUCACUCCCAUUUAAAGAUAGGUUGCCAAUCAAAGCAGCCAUUCACAAGCAAAUAACUCAUUUUGUGGCUAUUGUGACUAAGUUUCAGAUAUAUCAGCUGCUGGCUGCAUACAGGUUUGGAAAGGCUGAAUUACAUUCAAAAUCUGUCUCAAAAAUCUCCAACCAGAACUCCAACAUUCUAUACAUGGAAAUAAAUAAAAUGUGAAUAUAUUUCUGUUUAGUAUCUUUCAUUGCAAUAUCCAACUUCUUCGCUCUUCCACUUUCCAACAACAACAACAAUUUUUAAAUGCAUUUCCCCCCAUGAGGUCAUGGGAUUGAGAGGGUUUGUUAGUGCAGAAAUCAGACUUCCAGAGCAGCUUCCUCUGGCUUUUAUUUCAAAUGUUUCAAAACCUUUAUCAUUUUACAGUCUAAAGUUUAAACUUUUUUUAAAAAAUCUGAUUAAGAGCAGAGCUGCAUGUGAUGUUUAGUUCCAUGAUUAUUUUAACAGACUUCUUUUUAAAUAUAAAAUGCAUCCGCUGAAGGCCAAACAUGCCAUGCCAUAGUGUUGUUGCUGUUUUUAAGUAAUGGCUACCAUGUAAGACAAUUUUCAUUUGGAGCACGAUGGGAGAAACAGUACCAGAAGCUCCCAGCUUUCAGAAGUCUCAGUGGAGGAGACUGUUGGAGGUCCUGGGAGUACAAUGCUCUAGAAAUGUUCUCUUCUCAGCCCUCCUUUGCUGUUUUUUCGCUUGGCAGAUCCUCAGGGGCUACAGAGGAGUAGCCCACCUGCCCUGUGUUACUUACAUCAGGACAUCAGUCCCAACAAACACAAGAUGUUAGUGCCCAAAGAGGGCAGGGGCUCCUCCUACUUGAUAACAUCUGACCAACAUCUUGCCUCAAGGAAUUUAGAGGCUAAUAGGAACGCUGAAUAAAGCUGCAAUAAGCUUAAUUUGUUCUCCUUUUUUUGAAGCCUUGUACCUCUCUCAAUUUUUAAUAAGUGUAGCUCCCCUUUUAUUCUUCUUUUUGUACUCAAGGUGCAAAUAUAAUGAUUUAAUGAAACAAACUACACUGCUGAGGUUGCAAUUCAAAGGGGAAAGAGAAAAAGAGAAAGAACACUGCCACAUAUUUUCCUCUGGGGGAGAAAAAGCAGCUUGGGGGUAGGAUUUCCGGUGGUGAAAGGUAUACAAAGGCAGUUUUCCCUGUCAGUCUCCCUCUUCCUAAUCUCAGCCUCAAUAAUUGCAUUUUAUUUAAAAAAGGUGGGCCGGGAGUUAAAUCACAAGCUUACAGACGAUAACUAGCUCCAUCCUAGAAAGGGAAGACGAGACAUUUGCGGUGCCCUAGAUGUUAUAUUUAUGACCUUUCCGCCAAGACACUGACUGUAUUCUUUUCUUAGGAUCACUUAUAUUGUUUGAUCUUCUCACGAAUCAAAAAUGUACAUCUGAUGGAGAGGAAGAUAAAAAUGAGGUAUGCGUUAACAUGAUUCAACAACUUCCUGAGUUUAAAGCUGGCCUUGUAAGUUCCCUGUGUUUUGGGGAAUCUUUGUUGCUUUUGUGCAGAUUAGCCUGCUAUUCUUCAAAGCUCAGCACUCUGUACUUAUUCAAAAGCUAGGUGACUCCACAAAAAGUGCCCCUAAGCUCCUGUGUCAGGGCUGGCUGUUUUCCUAUUUUGCAUGUUUCUCAGAAAAUAGGGGAAAAUGUCUGCACAGUCUAGCCUGAGAUGGCAAGCCUGGUGCCUCCAGAUGUUUUGAACUAGAACUCUCAUCAACAUUGAAUGGGGUAAUGAGUUGGAGUCCAACAACAUCUGGAGGGUCACAGGUUCCAAAUCCUUGGUAUAGCCAAAGCUAAGGACUUUUAAGAUGUUGAUUUUAAUAAAGAAGGAUCACGUAUGUGUUUGCUCUUUUACAGCAGGUAAGUUAAGCAAAUGCCUAAAAUCACCCUUUGAUAAUACUAUAUCUUACAAUGAAGGGAGUAUAUUAAUCUAAGAAAUAAAUAAACAAAUAAUAAAAUAUAACAUUUAUAACAGUAAUAAAAGAAAUGUACACACUGUGAUACAAUCAGUACUCUAGCAAUAUAGUCCAGUAGCUAUAUAUUGGUAACUAUCCUGUCUUAAGUGUUUUAUCAAUGCAAAUGAAAAGCUGUACAGAAGUGGUAUCUAUUUUAACAGGAGUCACAAAUAUCAGCAACUGGCCAAGAAGGUAUUGGAUCUGUUACAGACAUUUUGACGGAGCUUGAGCUUUCUGAAUAUUGCUCUGUAUUCGAGAAGGAAAAUGUGGACAGGCAAGCACUGGUAAAUAUAGAACUUUUGCAUUACUUGCUUUGCUCCUGUAUGUCUAUUUCUUCAGCUUCUAGGCUCCUUCAUGAAGAUCAAUAAUGGUAGUUUGUGGGGGAAUGGGGAGGGAACAAAUCCAUUCAGGUCUUUGUUCUGAUCUCUUGUGAAAGCGGCUUGCAAGGAGUGGUCACAAGACAACUGCGUUCAAGUGUGGUAUCAGCAGCAAAGCUAACCCUGUGUCCAGAUGGUGCCAGGAUUAUUCAGGAAGCAUUUCCUGCCCUCAUUCUUGAUCUUCUCUGGUGUUGCCUUUUGACAACUAGACAGCAGGUCCCACUGAAGUCCUCUGAAGCUACGGAGUGGGAUGAGCAACUAGAACUUGCUCAAUCUGCGAAGGAAGCAACUACUUGACAACAGUGUUACAAGACAGAGCUAAGUUGCUGCCCAAGUCUUAUAGAUGGUUAGUGGUGGAAGAAUAUUUGCAUGAAGAGUUUCUGAAGCUACAUUUACCAGUAUUGCUGUAUUUUUUAUAAGGGUGACGUGACCAUAUUCAACCCUCUGUGUUUCUCAAAGGAUAGCACUGAAACACAAGUUACUAAAGUCCAAGGGCUCUUUUCAUUUAAGUCACUAUCUAUUGUAGAACCACAGCUCAUAUAUGUGUGUGUGAUUCUUACUGUAACAGGCCUUGUGCACAGAAAAGGAACUUAAAGACAUGGGAAUUCCCCUGGGACCCAGAAUGAAAAUUCUGCAUUAUUUAAGGAACAAAAGCAACAACCAGGUAUGUUUGGGGUAAUUGUUCAAGUGAUUUAAAUCCAUACCUUCAGUGUUAGGGAUUGGAAAAAUGCAGAAUGCGUUGAAUCUCCUUGUACUAUAAUUUUGUGGAUAUUGGUAAUAUUUAUUGACUUGAACCAAAUGGAACAUCCAGCCCUUUGCUCUCUCCCCACCACCACUUUUGGCAAUCGUAUCUUCUCUCUCCCCCUUCUGUCUGUCUAUUCUAUUCUAGUUCGUUAGCAGGCAGGCAGCUCCAGUGCAAGGACAUUUCAUAAUCUCUGGGGUAGGAUUGGGCAGACCAGGCCUAUCCAGUUCUAUUCCUCUUUCGCUUGGUUUCCUCCACGCUGCCAUUCGGUCCUCUUUCUUCAUAAAUAUGUGUGUGUUUAAUUCUGCACACACACACACAUUUUUUUUCUUUUACUUUCAUUUCUGCAAGGUGAUCUGAGCAGGCUGCCUUUUACAUAUAUUUCCUGCUUUAAACUUAAAAUCUUGGAAUGGUCAGGAAGCACAACUGGUUGAAAAAAGCUGCAGAUGGCUCUGCAUUGACCUGCCAUUGUUCUCAGGGCGGGGGUGGCGGGGGCGACGGGGGCAUGUAAGUUGGGCAAUACAUCUUUAUGUCCAAAAAAUUGUCCAGUAGCACCUUAGAGACCAACUAAGUUUGUUCUUGGUAUAAGCUUUCGUGUGCAUGCACACUUCUUCAUAUACACUGAAACAGAAGUCACCAAACCCUUAUAUAUAGUGGGAGGGUGGGGUGGGGUUUUUCUACCCCACCUACCUGAAUCUAUCUCUAUGUGUGUUUUUUUCGUUAUUUCUUUAUUGGAGAGGAAGUGGAAAUUGAGAAAUUUCUGACACCUUAUGCAUAUAUACUUUAGGAUGUGGAGGGGACUAAGUUUUGCUGGUUUUAUUUCUGUUUUGGACUACCACUUUGGAAGGGAGACAGUUUUUCUUCAUGUGUGUGCUACUACUGAUGUACCUUGGGACAGACUACAUGUUAUACAAACAAGCAUGCAAGAAAGUCCCAGUGUCUCCUCCCCCUUUUGAUUUCUCAAAUGAAAAGCUGUUAGGAGGCCAAACUUUGGAGUGAGUGGUAAGAUGGAUGUGCUUAAUAUUUCCCUGUCUGCUUUGUUUUCCUUUAAAAAUUGUCUCUGCCUCCAGUAGCUUUUCCAGAUGAGAUGUUCAUAUUGGGAAAUAGCAUAAAAAUUGGUAGAACUAAGGUAGAGGCAUUUGCAUUUGUUACUAUUGUAUUUUUAAAUAAGAGAUUGAUCUUAAGCGCAUGUUUGUGUGGAAACUGACCCAAGCCUUUGAAUGUCCUGGGCAAAAAGUAAAUAAUACAAUAACUUGAGCAACCAGUGACAUUGGCAAAUGCAUAUUGUUUAUACUGUAGAAAUGCUAAAUGGUAAUUAUUGUGCAACACUGAAACCUUUUUGCAAAGUGAGCUUCUGCUCUUGCAGUAGCCUAGUGGGUUGGGCAGUUGUGCCAGCAGUGUGCUUGAAAGGAAUGCUACAGGAGAUGGCUGUCUGAUUUUUGUUGCAGAAUUCUAAAGGGCAGACACCUGCAGCUGCUGGGGAAGGUGGAAAUGUCAAGCAGGAGGUACCUGUAAAGCCUACAAAUGCAGAGACAAGUUGCCGGCGUCUGGAUGUUGUGACAGGGCAGGUAACCCCCACCUCCCACACAACUCUGUGCCAGCCUCAAUUUAAGAGCAUAAUAAAUCAACAGAUGACCUGUUGGGCUUUGAGUGACUCUUGAACUGUUUUAAAAAAGUAUUACUUAAGUUCCCCAAGUCCAGGCCAAAUUUGUUUUGGAUUUACCUGGCCCAGUCUCACAGCUAGGUUGGGAAAACUUCUAUUAUUCUCCUAUAUUAACAAGCAUACCUAAUUAACACUGUGUGCUUAGUCUUUCAAAAAAGCUUAUUUCAAAGUACCUUGUGAAAGAAGCCUGAGUAAGCUUAGCAGUCAUGGAAUAAAAGGAGAGAUCCUCUUAUGGAUUAGGAAACUGGUUCAGAAGCAGGCAAAGGGUAGAAAUAAAUGGAUAAUUCUCCCAACGGAGGGUUGGUGAUAAUUAAACCCUUCACUAGCUGGUUCCUAGGUGGAUUACCACAGUUUAAAAUUUAGAAAUAAAAGCUGUUAAAUCACUGUCACAGGUAUAUGGUGGGUUCUGUAGAAAGUGGAAUCUUCAAAGGAUUAGUAUUACGCACUGUGGUUGUUAACUUGCUCAUAAGUGAUUUAGAGUUAGGGCAGAGCCAUGAGGUAGCCUGGUUUGCUGGUGAUAUGGUUCAGGGUGUUUAAAACAAAAAGGAAUUAGGAUGGGUUUGUCUCCCUCAAUAUAUACAGUACUAGAACUUGGAGACAUCCGAUGACACUGAAUGUUGGAAGAUGCAGAAGAAAGUGCCGUAUUUUUCUGUGUAUAACACGCCCCCAUGUAUAAGACAACCCCUAUUUUUGGGACUGCAACAAUCAUCAGCAGGCCUUGCCGCAGCAACCAAUCACACACCCAAUCGCCACUGCAAAUCUCCUGCUGGCUGCUGCCACCAGUCGCCUGCCGCUAUCCGUGUAUAAGAUGACCCACAAUUUUUCAGUUAUUUCUAAAGAAAAAAUAUCGUCUUAUACACGGAAAAAUACGGUACUUCUUCACAUAGUUAAACUAUGGAAUUUGCUCCCACAAGAGGUAGCGAGGAAGAAGAAGAAGAAGAGUUUGGAUUUGAUAUCCCGCCUUUCACUCCCUUUAAGGAGUCUCAAAGCGGCUAACAUUCUCCUUUCCCUUCCUCCCCCACAACAGACACUCUGUGAGGUGAGUGGGGCUGAGAGACUUCAGAGAAGUGUGACUGGCCCAAGGUCACCCAGCAGCUGCAUGUAGAGGAGCGGAGACUCAAACCCGGUUCCCCAGAUUACGAGACUACCGCUCUUAACCACUACACCACACUGGCUCUCAGUUUGGUUGGUUUUGAAAGAGAAUUAGACACAUUCAUGGAUGGCUAUAUUCCACCUCCCUUGUUGGAGGCUGUAUGCCUCUGGAUAGCAUGUGCUGAGAAUCGUGGGGAGGGCACUGUGGCACUCAGGACCUGCUUGCAAGCUUCCCAUAGGCAUCUGGUUUGCUACUGUGAGAACAGGAUGCUGGACUCGAUGGGCCUUUUGCAGUAGAAGUCUUCUUAUAUUCUCUUUCAGUAUCUUGGUUUGAGGUUUUCAGUACUGGUGAUUUAAUAAGUUUCAUGCUUCUGAGUCUUUAAACAUCCCAAAGGAUAACUCAGGUGUUUAGUCUAACAAAUAUUUGUCUAUCCCAGAUAAUAUGUAACCUAGAGAGCCAUCUGAAGUUUCCCGAGCUAGUUAAUAUCUGAAGCUUAAAUUGUUUAAGCUUGGAGAAAGGAUUGCCUGAGAAGCCACUCAAAGGUCAUUAGAAGGAGAGUAAAAUAAAAACCAUAAUGUCCUGCAGCAGUGAGUUCCACAGGUCAGCUGUGUGUCAUGUGCAGGGAGGGAUUGCUUGUUUCAUAAUUGCUUUGUGCUUAAUUUCAAGUAAUACACUCUCAUAAAUUUGCCGCAUGAAGUUUAUUUCCCACAAAAACAGUAUGUUGUAUUUAAACUCCAUUAGGUCUCUGCAAACUAUCCUCAGCUAAUCUACAAACCAGAGAUCUUCUUUGCCUUUGGCUCCCCUAUUGGGAUGUUUCUCACUGUGCGAGGGGUGAAAAGGAUUGAUCCGAACUACAGCCUGCCUACCUGCAAAGGCUUCUUCAAUGUAUUCCAUCCUGUAUGUAUGAGCAGCAAUGUCUUGUUCUCCCACCCCCUCCGGAGGGUCAAAUUAUUGGGUGCCGUCCCAAGUUAUUCACACAUCUAUUUUUGUGCAAUCUCUAUAAGAUUCAUAAUGACUAAAUUAGGUCUCAUUAAUUCCAAUGGGGCUUAAGUGCAAUUAACUUGGUCUGAUUUCAACUCAAGAUAUUUAGAUACCCUGCAGUGGCUUUACUGCGUAAUGUGGAAUGUGAACUUAAAUGUGAAAUGCACUGCUGUCAUGGGAUCCACAAAGCUUCCAUUAAAGGCAGGAAUCUGGAACUGGUUGCUCCUUUCAUCAUCCCUGAUCAUUGGCCAUGCAACUGGGGCUGAUGCAGUUUGGAGUCUAACAACAUCUGGAAGGCCACAUGUUUCCACCCAAUUUAAGUGGAUUGUAAUUGGAAAAUAUACUGGUACUUGGCAUUAAGUGUAGUAUAGAAAUUAUUAAAUGAAAACAGAAGAAAACAAAACCACUAACAGAUACAUACCAGUUCUGUGCCCAGUUAAAGAUAAGGUAAAGGGACCCCUGACAGUUAAGUCUAGUCGCGAACGACUCCGGGGUUGCCGCGCUCAUCUUGCUUUACAGGCCGAGGGAGCUGGUGUUCGCUCCGCAGUUUUUCCAGGUCAUGUGGCCAGCAUGACUUAGCUGCUUCUGGUGCAACGGAACACCAACACCAGAGCAGCGCACAGAAAUGCCGUUUACCUUCCCGUCGGAGCGGUACCUAUUAAUCUACUUGCACUUUUUGGGGUGCUUUUGAACUGCUAGGUUGGCAGGAGCUGGGACCAAGCAACCAUCGCGGGGGUUCGAACCUCUGACCUUUUGAUCGGCAAGCCCAAGGCUCAGUGGUUUAGACCACAGUGCCACCUGCGUCCCUACUGUGCCCAGUUAAAUACCAAGUAUUCAAUUCAUUGAAAAUAACAUAAAAUGGGACCAUUUUGGACAAUUUUGCCUGAAGUUCAUUUUUAUUUCAUUAUCUUAAUAAUGAUAAGUGAAUUUAGGAAUCCUUCAUUCUUCUAGGUACUCAGUGUAGCACCAGCAAAGGUUGGGCAGGGUGGCAUCACUAGAAAUCCCAUCUUCUUUGCUAGGAGACCAGUCCUCUUGCAGACCAGAUACUGAUGCUGCGCCAGAGGGACAGAACUGGGAUUCUCUUGGUGUACUUAUUGUGCUAUCCAACAGUCUGUUGUAUGGGGGACAUGCUGAAGCUGCCUUGUCAGCAGCAAUUCAGGAUUUCAUGGAUGUGAGGGCAGCUCUGCAGUUUUUCCAGUACGUUGUUGGCCUAGGAGCAGUCUAGGAAUGGAGGGGCUUUCUAUAAGCUUUCAGGUGCUAUGACGAAAGAAAGGUGGGGUGUAAAUGAGAGAAAAAUAAAUAAAUAACCCAUUUGUCAUGACCCAUCUCUGUUUUUGGACUACAACUCCCAUCAUCCCUAGCUAACAGGACCAGUGGUCAGGGAUGAUGGGAAUUGUAGUCCUAAAACAGCUGGCGGGCCAAGUUUGGCCAUCACUGUCCUAACCAAACAUACACCUGAACUGAACUUGGAAGAAGGUCUUGGCAGGCAGGUUCAAGCCAAGAAUGGGGUCCUUCAGAAAUCCUAGUCCUGAACCUUUUAGGGUUAAUAUGCUGCUGCUAGAUAUUAUUUUUUAAUGCAAUGUGAUUUAUAUAUUUAUAUAUUGCCACUGGUUUUGCUAGUAUAUUUUAAGAAUGAUUUUGAAUUUGAUCAUUAUAUUGUUUUUAGAAUUGUUUAUAAGCCACCUUAGUGGUCAUUUGGAACCAAAAGGUUGGAUAGGAGAUGUUAUAUAUAAAUUAGAGUGAAGUGUCUCUGCUUUCUUUCUUCUGCAGUUUGAUCCGGUAGCAUACAGAAUUGAGCCCAUGAUUGUCCCUGAUGUGGAGUUUGAUCCAAUGCUGCUCCCUCACCACAAGGGGAGGAAGAGAAUGCACUUAGGUAAAAGAGAGAAUCUUCCUUCUGCUUGCAUCGCCCUUUGAAUCUAAGUACGCUCCAAAAAAAACACCUUAUAUUUCUGGCUAGUGAUUGAACACAAGACAUACAGAUUGUCUUCAUAACACCUAUCCUGAGACCCAGGAUUCAUUUAGAAAGUUGUGUGCUAGCCCUUCAUGAUUAAAAAGCAACUAUCAACCUGAUUAAAUAACAAAUCCCUAGUCCAUACAGGGAAAUGUUUUAUUUAAAAACAUAACAAUAUCUAAAUAGCUCAGUUAAAGAAAUAAUUUUCUGGAAUUACUGAAGGUUAUUUUGUGGAAUGUGGAAAUUGAUCAAAUAUUAUAUACCUGGAGACAUUCAAGAGUUGGGUCUAAAAAUAUUUUAUUGUCUAGCAGACUUGAUAAAUUAUUUAUAAUUAUACUAACUCAGAUCAAGUGGGAUUUGUAACAAAAUAAUAAAUUUUAGACCUAAUUAGAAAUGUUUUGAAUGUUCUUUCCUAUAGGAAAUUGAACAAAACGAAACACCAAUUACCAUUUUGACACUUAAAACAUUCAAAGCUUUUGAUAACUUAGAAGAGAAUUUUGUAACUGAGCUUAUGCAAUUAGGUACCAAAACUGAAGAUGCUCUUUCUGUAAUUUAUCUACAUAUGCUACAAUUCACAUGCUACAAUUCAGACCAAUAAUUAUGACUCAUUACAUGCUACCAGGGACAAAACAAGAGUUAGGUGCCAAGUUCCCAUAUCACAUUUUGCCUCCCAAAGUUGCUCUUCAGAUAUUUCUACUUCCUCAGAAUGUUAGCCACAAUCCUCUGGCAACCUCAACAAGCGAUACAAAUUAUUCUUGAAAUAAUGUUUUCACUUGUGUACGAAGAUGAAUAAUUCCAGCCAUCCAUCUUCUGGAAAUAAAACAAUAUGUGAGAAAUAAUCCAGGGAAACAAGAGAAUUGGAGAAAAGUUGAGGAAAGUUCCAGUGGGGCAGGGAGGAAGGGGCGAGAGAGAGAUGGUGGAAUUGUGAGACUCAAGGAUAGGAUUGAAGACACGGGGGAAGAAAAAGAAGAGGGUGUUAGGAACUGAGCGGUGCUGAAGCUAUGAGGAUAAGCCACAAGGGGUCCACGGGUAAGAGAGAUGUAUCCUGACCUGUUGAUGACAUAUUUUUAAUUGCAGGCUUUCAGAACAGGCUGGUUUUUUAAUUGUAAGGCUGUUUUUACCUUCUCCUUUUCAGAACUGAAGGAAGGCCUCACGCGAAUGAGCAUGGACCUCAAAAACAAUUUACUGGGCUCCUUGAGAACAGCUUGGCAGUCAUUCACCAGGACUUCACUUCCAGCUGUGGAGGCAGGAGCCACUGGAGAUACGGAACAAGUAUUGGAAGCUGAAGCCAGUUCAGAGAAACAGACUGGUGAGCAGGGGCUUAAUUGUAGUUUGUAAACGGAAGAACAAGGUGCAGAAUCCAGCAGAACCCACCCAUUCUUCCUGUUGCAACCAAGGGAAAAUUUUGCCUGUUGCUCUGCACAAGUCCUUGCAAGAUGCUUCCAUUGAUGCAUUUAUACAAGUUCUGUUCUGCCCUUCAUUGCCAAGUGAUCUUAAGCUGGCUAAAACAAAUAUCUGUACUGCCCUGCCCAGAUAUACAGUAAAAACAAAUGUAUACAUCAGCAUUCAAGAUAAGUAUGUUACAUAAAAGUGAACAACAUAAAACAGAAUGAAAAGCAGCUCACUUAACCUGCUCCUAUUCAGUGUUAAAAUAAGUAACCUCAAUCAUGUCCGACUCCACCCCAGCCAGGUGACUAGUGGUGAGUCUUUAAUUGGCACUGGAAGUUAAGCAGUGUCACCACCAGUUGUAUAUUAAGGGGAAGGAUGUUCCACAGCUGGGGUUCCACCUCUGAGAAGGCCUUGUCUUGAGCCAAAGAGCUACAGACUACAGGCUUCACACAGAGAUGACAUGACCAGUACAUCCCCAACAGAUUUUAAUUCCUUGGCAGGGCAGGGAGAGAUGCUCCUUAAGUUAACUGGGUUCAGCGUCAUUCAGGGUUCCAUACAUCAGCACUAAAACCUUGUAUUUGGCUUGGUAGCAUAUAGGCAGUCAGCGCAGACCCUUCACAACCCAUGUUAUAUGCUUCUAGCUGGCUGAGUCAGUCCAAACUGGCAGCAGCCUUGUGUACCAGCUGCAGCUUCUCAACUGUUUUUAAGGACAGCCCUAUGCACAUCACAUUAAAGGCAACAUAAAUGAGGUUCCUGGGUUUCAUCCAUUCAAGCACUGACCUGACCCGAACUUGCUCAGCUCUCUGCAAGAUGGUGGUCUCUUACUCCUUAGACUCUCAACCAUGUUAGAGUUUUGAAUAAUUUUGUCAAUUCAUUUAGGUAUCCUUUGGCCAGAUACUGAUGACUUUUGCUCCCUUUGAAUUUGUGCUCUGUAAUAUUUGGGCCUGCACAUGGACUGGUAUAACUCUUGCCAAAAUGUCAAAUUAGUUUUGUUUUGGCAGCAGUCACCCCUUGUUUUCAGUUGCCUAUGGUGAUGCUUGCAAAGAUGUCUGCAUCUAGUGUGUGACAGAGCAUCUUACUCCUCCUUAGGCAGGAAACAUGACUUGCAAUACCUGUUAGCAUUGGACAGUCAUGCCUUCACCAACCCAGCCUGGUAACCAAUUUUAGCUGUGUAUAUUAAUGCUGUCUUUCUUUCUUAAACAAUUCAGAUGGGAAACUUGAGGAACCAACCACACCAGUGAAAGAAGAAUCUGCCCCAGUUAACGUGGGUAUGCUCAAUGGUGGCCACCGCAUUGACUACGUGCUUCAAGAGAAGCCAAUCGAAAGCUUUAAUGAGUACCUGUUUGCACUGCAAGGCCAUCUCUGCUACUGGUAAACAAGUUUUUUAAAAAUGUGUCUUUAAAUUAAUUAGCAAUUUCCCUCAUCUUCCAAGAAGCUCAGAGCGAUAUCUAUGUUCUCCCUUACUGGGGGCAAGAUCUAUCAAUAGGCAGAACAAGGUUCUCUGAAGACUUCCCAGUAGGAGCCAAACAAGGGGUUUCCACCACUUUCAGCCAAGGAGGUGGGGUGGGACAGUCUCAUAACUUUCCAACCACUUUCAGGAGUAAUAACAUCUGGGAGGACAUAGGAAACUGACAAGAGUAAUGCAAACAUCCUUAUUAUUGUCCUGAACACUUCAUUCAAAGUUGUGUCUUCAACAAUCAUAACUAUAUCUGUGGGAUGAGAUGAUUGUGUGUGUGUUAAGUGUUAGGAUUGUCCUUUUUCCUGGUGCCUAAGUAAAUCUGCCACUUGGGCACACUUGCUCUAUAUGUAGUUCUAAUAAGUAAUUCAUUGUAUAAAUAUUUAACUUCCAGGGAGUCAGAGGACACAGUGCUGUUGCUCCUGAAAGAGAUUUACCAAACAAUGGGCAUCGGCAUGGACCAGCCCCUUCCAUAAAGCCAGACUAACCAGCUCCACCAAAUGUAAGUUGCCCUGUCUUUCUACUCAUCACCCAGUUGGGAAAAGUGCAAAAAACUAUUUUGGCUGUGGUGUGUGCACUCAACUGACAAUGAAUGCUGUUUGCAGAUUUUGUGGGUUGUUGGUAGUGCUUCAAAAACCUACCAAGCCGGUUUGGCCAAGCAUGACCCUAGGACUCAAUAAAUGAAUGUGUAAGCCACAAAUUAAUAUGUGUUUCUCAUACCACCUUCAGCGUUCUUGUUUGUCCACAGCUAAAGCGGCUCAGAGUCAAAUGGCCGUGAAGGAACAGUAACAGCCUUAAUUCCACAAUCCUAAACAAUACAGUGAAGUAAUGGUUAAUUCAUUACAGUGAAUCAAAAUCUUUUUGAUUGCAGCAAACUUUAUUUUCAUCAUACUGUACUGAUGUUUAGCUGGUGUAGGGGCAUGUCUAUGUACUUGUAGUUUUUUGUUUUAGCGGGGUGCACCCAUUAUCCUCCAAGAAACAUGGUAGGAAUAGCAGUGGCUGUCUUGAGUUGUCCUCAGAAUAUAACAUGAUUGAGUGAAAUCUCUUUUUCCAUUGAUAGUACAGGGCAGAAAGAGGCACUCUCCUUUCUCCAGACCUAUUUCCUGCUUUUCUGAUUGCUUACUGUUUGUGAAAGAAGCGUAGACAACUGCCACAUAACCUCUUCCCAAAUGAAUAUACUUUGUUUAAACAAUGCAAAUUUAAUAUUUUAGCCAAAAGUCACUAAAACAAUUCAUUAUCUUUUGUUUUUCAAUUUUUUUGCAGUCUAAGUUGCACUGUUGAAUGCUACUGUAUUUUUUAGAGAUUUCUCAUAGAGCUACACAAUGCAUUCAGUACUAUCCUUUUCCUAAUUGUCACUUAUGUUGACACUUAAAUGUUUUUUUACCCAGUGUUUGCAGUUUUGAAAUAGCCAUAACGUAGUUCCCAUCCCGCUUUGAUUUCUCCAUCCAUCCAUCCAUCCAUCCAUCCAUCCAUCACUGGCCUAGCUAAUCUUUACCUGUUGCUUCCUUAGAUUUGCUCCAUGUUGAAAACUCAUCAAGGCUCCUGUCCACCUUCCUCUUGUCUCCUCUGUUGCUGCUGUGCCCAGCAUGCUUCACCCCCACUGCCUGGAGCUCUGGAGGACUCACCACCCAAGUCUUAUUCCAUGGGAAGUGCAGCAAGCACUUUGACUCUCUGGGCUGUGUCCUCUGGCUAGAGGCUAGCGUGUGUCAAGUUGCAAUACCACCCGCAUCAGGUCUAGUGGUGCACUAGGCGGGGCCAGGAAUCGGUGCUAGAACUUCACACCUCCUCUUGAGUUGGAAAGCCAUGAUACAGGAUGUUGAUACCAAACUGGGGAGAUACCACACUUUGCUGAGUAAAGCUGUGAGGAAUGUGGGCAUAUGGAAAUGCUUGUUUUGUGGCUGCACUGGACACCCAUCACCAGACGUUUUUGAGUAGAUUUUUGUUCCUUCAAACCUUAUUGCUGCUGCUUUGCCCAACAGGUGGAGCUACAGACCAAAGCAAAAAGGCCAGUUCCUGUCCCUACCAUAGCAAGCGCUAUUGUGCUGGUAAUUCCCAUGUAUUGUCCUGUACCAACCUUGCUACAACAGGAAAAGCACAUAGGCACUCACUUAGGAAUAAACUAGACAGGUGCUUGGAAAAACCCUGUAAAUCUGUAUCUGGCUCAGGUGACUCCUCAGAUUCUGAAAUUGUCUCUGUUGUCUGCUUAGUGUAGUUCUUAUCCAAACAGCUUUAGCAUACUGGAGAAGCUCCAUUUCAUUUGUAUCUUUGCUGUCCAUGCUGUGUUAAGAGCUGCAAUGAUCCAGCAGCUAUGCAAUAAGGAAGAGAGCCUGAGCUGCUGGCAGGCUCUUCCCCUGAGCUAAGUUCAAUAAGAAUAGGAUGCCCUACUACAAGUGUUUGGAAAGGAUUAUGCAUCGCAAAGAUGGUGUCUGUGACUGAACAUCCACUCACUUUACAGCUAAUUCUGAUCUCAUUUGUCAGCGGGUGAGUGGGAUAAGUCUGGGUCAAGGGGAAUCAUGUUUCCCAACCCUUUAAACCUAUACCUACUUACCAAGAGAUCCUGGUGGUGAAUUAAAACUAUGCCUGUGCCCAUUUAGUAGGUUGUGUUUUAAAACAGAGUAGCAGUAGCUCUGCACCUGCACUUUUCACACAGGAGAUCAUAUUUUUUUCCUGAUCAAACAUAGGAAGGUGGUUGGCCAACUGCUCACCAAGUUGAUAUGCUGAGCUGUAUAUUGAAUACAGGAGGCCACUAAUAUAUUUACUCACCUCCAUUUUCUCCUUGCUACCAGUUCUUCAAGUCCUGUAGUAAGCAAGGAGAAAGGCGAAUUCUGCUUCCCUUGCCCUUGAAGGUUGAGUAAGGAAAGAAACAGUGCUGUUUCUCUAAGCUGAAUGCACUGCUGGGGGUGGGUGGUCCACACUAGAGGGCAAGGGGAACUUACUUGCUGCUGGAAAAAAAUGUGGAACUGUAACCUGAAACAGGUAACCGUCAGGUGAGUCCAGAUGCAGCAGGGGCUCACUUCACCUGUGUCUCAGCAUGGCCUCAGAGGAUUUGCUCAUAUUUUCAGAAAGCCCCUUCUACAAAGGCAACAGCAAACAAUGUGUCAUGCUAUUAUUCUCUCUGUAUUGUGUAUCAAAACUCUUUGUCAGUAUUUAGUUUGGUUAUUCAUCCUAUGUAUUUGCACUAUUUGUUUCUGCAUUGUUCAUCAUCUCACCCACUUGUGCUGCAGCUGAGGGCUCAUCCACUCUUCACCUUUUGCCCUGUGCUUCCUAGGUACAGGUCCCAGCUCCCAAGCCCACCCCCACCACUGCUUUCCCCAGGAAAACCCACAAACAGCCGUUCAGGUUUUCUGCGGAAUUGUUUUCAGGGGUAAAGAGCAGGUUUUCAUAGGGAAAGUGCUGGGGCCAAAAAAAAAGCAGACUUUGGAGCUUUAAAGCAUGGACCCCUCUGCCUAGGAAGCACAACACAAAAGGAAGUCUGGGUGACCCUGAGUGAUGCUAUUUGACACAACCAAGUUCUGGAUUAGAAUCUCUAGCAGCAGUUAUAGGAAGAGUCCAGCCUCGGUCAAUCAAUUCUCAAACAGCUGUUGAAGUUUAUGCACUUUGUAAAAUAUGUCUAUUUUAAAAGUUAUUUAAUUCUUUUUCCAGUAAAUAUCUGACUUCGGUGCAUUUAUUGGCCUCUGUAAGGAGAACCUUGGAAGUCUGAGGGCCUAAGGACACUUUAUUGUGUUCCAAUAUAGGAACCCAAGCAAGGUUGGAAAAAAGCAGUGAAUAUGCUUUUCUCGUGUAAUUAGAGAAUGGCCACGAGUGAUUAUAGCUUACUGCUUAGCCAAAUACCUGACUUCUGUCAUUCUGUGCAUUGUGACAGAAAUCAGCAAUUCAUCCAGCAAUUGUCAACUUGCAAAAGAUGCACAUCUUUUUCCCCAGCAUGUUCCUGUGUGUUGGAAGAUAAAUACCACAAGGAGCAGCCUCCAAAUACAGAACUUGCCUGAAUUUCCUGUUCCCUUUUCCCACUUCCCCUCUGUGAGGCCAAAUACCAUAGCUCUAGAUUUGAGGCAGUAGUUGAUGUUUGCUCUGUGUGCAUCUUGUCUGUGUUGUAGGAAAAUCCUGAAGUGCAAAUGACAGAAAUGGUCCUUAAAAUUAUGAAUGUUUAAGGAUGUACACCUGUAAGUUUCACCACUCACUGCAGUCUAAGUUGCCAUAUUGUAGAUGCUUCAUACAUCAGGAAAACAUGCUGAAAUACUGUGUCUUUAUCAUAGACAUUAGUUUGAUACUUGCAGAAGUAAAAAUUCUUGCUUUCAUUCUAGGACUGUGCUACAUACCUAAACCUUUUUGUCACACUUUUUAUACCACAGUGCAGUUGUACUGUGCAAUAAGUCAAAGCAGUAGCACUUCUCUUAGAACCAUGGUUUGUAUCAAACCAAUUUUUUUCUCAGAGUAGACCCAUUGAAGUUCAUGAAACUGUUUGCCAUUUCAGUGGGUCUACUCUGAGUAUGACCAGCUUUAGCUGCAAGCUUGCACCCCAGUGUUAAGAUCUGCAGGUGCUAGUGAUGAGAGUGUCUAAUUUCUGUGAUGCUUGUGGGCCAAAAAGAGUCUUAGUAAUGAAAUGUGUGGAUGAUGAAUUUAGUUUUUCUUUUGUAUAAGGAAACACAACUGUUCUUCCAGAGAUUACACAUAGGGUUCCGUUUAAGCUUGGUAAAUGCAAAACAUGUUGAGCACAAUGUGAAAAACAGAUGCCAGUAAACAGGUUAGGAGCAAGCUAUAAAGUCUCAUUUAGUGCACUCUUCUGAUGCAUGUUUGCUCAGACUUAAGUCCUGCAGUGUUCUGGUGUAAGUGUGCAGAAUUGUAACCUUAUAGUUAAUCUCUCCUUUGCCAAAUCCAGUCCCUGCCAUACACUACAGUCUUAACUAUCUGAAGGAAAAGCCUAAAAUGAAGUAAAUAUUUUCUGUGAGCUCCAGUUUGAUAGCUUCCGAGUUUAUAGCACCUUGCAGUCAUUCAUGAGUAACAUGAAAGACAGACGGCAAGUACUUCUACUUUACAGAGUGCACAAGGUAAGGGAGAAUGAGAAGUUAGUGUUUCACAUUCAGCAAUGCCUCGCAUGCCCCAUUUAGUCCUAAUCUGAGGACCAAAGAAGUGAUACAGCAGUGCUUUUUCUUUUGAAGUUUUAGCAUUUUUAUUAAGACAGUUUUAAAAACGAAACCGUGAAACAAUGAAAACACAACUCCAUUGAUUUGGCCUCUAAAAAUGUACAAAAUGUGAAAAAUGAAGGUAAAAUAAUCUUUAUCACAGCAACAAUCCUUCCAUACCUACUAAUGGUUCAGACUAGCCCAAUCUGCAAAGCAGGCACAAAAUUAACUGCCCGAAAAUGCCCCAUACCAGGAAUGAUAGUGGUUUAACUAUGACGGGAGCAAAACCUUGAGAUUCCCACAUGGGUAAACACAGGAAAACUCGCCAUUCAUUAUAAAUUGUUUUGAGUAUUCCUGAGACAUCUGCUUGGCCACUAUUUCGUUCUGCUCCCCUCCCCCUUUUAUCACAUUUUUAUUCUACCUCCUAGGAGCUUACAUGAUCCCGGCUGGUUUUAUCCUCACAACCACCCUUUGAGGUAGGUUAGGCUGCUAGUGGCUGGCUCUAGGUCACCCAAGACUGACUGUUGGAAAUAGGAGGCUGGUUGAGCCGGACUUUCCUGUAUAAUUUUAAUAUUACUCAUCACCUUUCUAAAAUACCAUGACUGCUUUCAUUAGAGACACAAGUUGUCUUUUUUCCUUCACUGUGUCCCCCAACAUUAGUUCUGGGGCCUCCCUUUAACCUCCAAUUGCUGGAUGAAACUUCUUUUUUAUUAGCUAGAUAUAUGCCUGUCUUUUCUCCCCCUUUUCUCUCUCUCUCUCGGUGUUCUGCCUUUUUGCUUGUCUCUUUGCUCUUAAAAAGAGGUUUAAAAUAAAAUGAAGACUGUGUCCCCUUCAUUUGCCCAUGACCCAGUUUUGGGUACCAAACCACAAGCUGACAACUGAUGUGCUAGCCUAUGUUAUGCGUAGUUGCCAUUUUGCACAGAAAUACCGCCAUCUCCCUGCCACUGUUACCUUGCUUAAACCAGAAGUAGCUUGUGUGCUUCCCUCCUGAUGUUGUUGGGGUGCAACACCCAUCGGCCUAAGCCAGCCUGACCAACAGGUCAAGGAUGAUGAAAGUUGUGGUCCUGCAACAUCAGGAGAGCACAACGUUGGCUAUUCCUGCCUUAAAUAGUCUUUUGAAGCCACAACCAUUAUCACUCCUGUAAAAAGAAAAGAAAAGCACUUGGCACUGCUUGGGGAUGUGCCCCACAUCCAGAAUUCAGCAGCAUCUGGGCAGCCAACCCUGCUUUAGUUGGGCUUCCACCAGCCUCAGCCAGAAAGGUCAAUUGACAUUGGGAGCCUGCCACUCCUGAUGUAGGUAAAUGCCAGUUAUGGCCUUCUGCUAUCCUAUUUAGGGGUAUGCGGGGACCAUUUUUUGGGGGUGACAACAAGCAGAAAAUGUGGCACAUCCAGUAUGACAAAGAGCAGCAAGGUGACAUUCUGCUUGUGGAACAACUUCUGUAGAGGAGGGAAGCCUUGUGCUAAUUACCUCUCCCCCACCCCUUCUAUGGGGGCACUCCAAUGGAUGCCCACCCUGCAGAAAGGGCUGUUUAUGCUGCUGGUGUCUCUCCCAUGCCAUCCCAAGUCCCCUGAAAGUAAAACACCUAUUGGGAAACCUCUCCAGAUUUAAGGUCCCAAAUCCCAGAGAAACAGAGUUGAACCAGCCUGUGGUCACGGUGCGGCCAUCUGUUCUCAACAUUAAGAAACUUCUGACUGUCCCAAGCACACCAACUUAACAACAGCGGAAUCCUAGCACAGGCACCAACCAACAAAAGCUGUGGGCAUGGAUGAAGGCCAGUGCAUCUUUGAAGAAGGACAAGCUCCAACACUGAUAGAGCAGGGGUCACAAGCAGUUAAGUCUACAGCUAUAUACAGCUCCCCCUGAACUCCACGGAAGGGAAAGAUCACCAGUGUGAUAGCACAUGCACAUGCAAAGUAGACAGCUGGCCACCUAAGAGCUGCUUUUGCGCAAGGCGGUUUCAAAGGGGAGGAAGCAAAAGUCUGAGAGUGAGAUCUUGCAGCAGAGACCUCAUCACAGCCGUCACCCAAACCACCUUGCAAAUGGUGCAAGCUGCAGAAGGUGAAUUUGGGAGCUCACAGCAAAUGUGCACCUCCUGACUUUUGCUUCUUAAACUGAUUUUAAACAGUAGCCUGGAGAUACCUUGUUAAAGAGUCUUUUGCAAUGCUACUGUUGGGUUUAUGCCCCAGUUCCACAAAUCCUGGUGCAGAGAGCAGCAGGUUGUAUACAUGCAACUGUGUGUGAUGUUUAUGUUGGUGAACAGGUUAGUGAUUUAUUUGAGAGGUAGUCAUUUUGGG
Podarcis lilfordi (Lilford's wall lizard) is the source of this 41539-nucleotide messenger RNA. Lineage: Eukaryota; Metazoa; Chordata; Lepidosauria; Squamata; Lacertidae. The record is from the annotation of a GenBank genome assembly.